Messenger RNA from Labeo rohita (rohu), 489 nucleotides. It is a transcript of the gene ifitm1, whose product is annotated as interferon induced transmembrane protein 1. Lineage: Eukaryota; Metazoa; Chordata; Actinopteri; Cypriniformes; Cyprinidae. The transcript has 2 exons. The coding region runs from base 45 to 386 and encodes 113 amino acids. The record is from RefSeq and is a predicted model, not a curated record. Gene Ontology annotation, cellular component: plasma membrane.
GAUGACUCGCAAGCAUCACAGAGAGCAAUCGACCUGACACAGCGAUGCAGAACUACCCAGCGCCUGGGGGAAACAUGAUGCAGGACAACAGUGCCUACACUGUCCAGCCAGUAGUAGUGUCCGUGCCUGACCAAAUAGUCAAAGAUGAUAUCAUUUUCUCCACAUUCAAUCUUCACUUCUGCAACCCUUGCUGUCUUGGGUUUGGGGCCUUUUACAACUCAAUCAAGGCCAGGGACAGCAGACUGCUUGGAAACCUCCCAAUGGCACACUCUUAUGGGGCCACAGCUCGCCGCCUGAACAUUGCUGCUGUCAUUGUUGGUUCCAUCUCUUUACUUAUCCUCAUCAUCAUCCUUUCCAAGUCAUUUAGUAAAGUCACAUCAAGUUAAACAUCAUCUUUAACUUCUUAAAAGAAUCAGUGUCUGAAUGAUUUAUUUGCCUGUAUGUACUUUUUUAAAAUGCCUUUUAUUAAAGCAUUUAUACUUGGUGAAA